ACAAUCAGGCGUCGUCAAAGUUGUCAGUUGCCAAAAUGAAACCAAGGACGAAGAUGCCUAACAAAAAAGUGCCAAGAAGGCCACCACCAAAGGAACGGUUGGAUAACCCCAACUCGCUUUUAUACCAUCCUCAAUUUGAAAAGCUUGUUGGCGAGGACUGCUUGAUAACCUUAAAAUGCAGCAUAUGCCUGGAUUUCUACAACGACCCGACAGUAUUGCCGUGUGGGCAUACAUUCUGCAGCAAAUGUUUGAUGUCAAUGGCAGCCCAUGUGAGACUGAACCAGCGCGCGCUCGAGCCGAGCGAGCAGUACAUCGGCUGCCCGGAGUGUCGCGAGGCAGUGUACAUCAGCAACCUCGCCAACAGGGAGACAACUCUCAACUACCCCAUCCAGCAGAUCAUCGAGAGCAUGAUGAGGAAGGAGAACGGCCACGGCGGACAAAUCAUUUCUAAACCCGAGAUGGUUGAUGCAAGCACAAGCUACGACAAGGCAGACUUCGAGCAGGCGCUCCAGGUCGAGGAGACUCGCGAGCGGGAGCAAGUCAUCCAGGCCUUCAACAAGGAGAUGGACGGCUUCGAACGCGCUCUGUCCGGCAGCAGCAGCAUCCUCAACGACGCCUUCCUCGACAUCGAGAGGAUCCGCGUCGACCAUCUGGACAGAUUGAGGAAAGACGAAGAGGCCGCGGCCAAGGCUCGAGCUGAGAAGAAAUACGGCGGGAAAACACAAGACGUGACUGACCUCCCACCGAUGAUCACCGCCCCGGCGGCCAUGUUGGAUCCCGCCAUCGUCUCCUACUCCAUGCGGCAUCAUCGCCCUCCGCCUCUCUUCCACGACUUCAUCCGGCGCCCUGCAGUGCCGGUCUAUCUGUAGAUGUUCAUACCGAUAGUUAAUAGGACGGAUAUUAGGUUAACGAAACGUUUAUGCGAAUACGGAUGAGGGACUUUUUUCAAACUGUUUUAGGGGUUCACGGGAUAUGAAUUGAUGUUACGGUCAGAUAUGAGGAUAGUUUACAUGUAUGUUAGUGGUUUUUGUGUUACACUAGCACUGAUCAAGCUUUGAUACUCAACGGUAUUGAUUUAUAUAUGGUGGAUAUAAGUAAGAUCCAAAGAUUCGUCAUUUCAUAAUUAUUGUUAGGAAUAUAGUGCAGCUACACAGUGUAUUUUUAGAUACAUUUAUUACAUUCUGUGUUUAAUGUGUGUCACGUGCAAGUGGUGUGUUCACUGUAUUGUGUCAGUCAUGUAGAUAUGCGUACCAACUUUUUUUCUAGUACUUUACAAGACAAGCUAUAGAUAUUUACACAUAUUCAUAGAAAUGUAUAAAAUCACAUCCGAAUUUUAUAGGAAAUAUAUUCAAAUGGAAUUUUGACAAUUUUGACAGAAUCAUCGUCAAAAAUGACAUAUGAUUGUUUCCAUUUUCAUUUUAUUCAAGCUUGUCAGGUCACCUUACUAUCAUGAUUUUAAAAAAUCACACAAGGAAUGAAACCCAAUACGGUUUAUGGUAAUUAAAUGCUUUUUUGAAAUUAAUCAUAAAAAUAACCUUCGCUGCAUAUAUAAAUUGGCCUUUUAAAAUUUAAAAAGUGAUCCUCGUGUAAAAAAUACAAAUCGAUAGGAUCAGUGACAAGUUAUAAAAUUCAUAUUUACAACACACUUUAAGAUAUUCUGCAAGAUCCUCAGGGGUAAAAUAUAUGUACAAAAAUUACUCAUGCUUCACUGCAUUUGACGAUUUCGUUGAUUUUUGCAUCCGUAUUGUAAAAAUAAGAAAAUAAAGUUUUAUUGUUUUUAUUUCA
Molecule: messenger RNA, 1785 nt
Organism: Haliotis rufescens (red abalone)
Lineage: Eukaryota; Metazoa; Mollusca; Gastropoda; Lepetellida; Haliotidae
Product: postreplication repair E3 ubiquitin-protein ligase RAD18-like
Exons: 3
Coding region: 36-869 (277 amino acids)
Source: RefSeq, a predicted model, not a curated record